Messenger RNA from Eleginops maclovinus (Patagonian blennie), 1137 nucleotides. It is a transcript of the gene uts2r3, whose product is annotated as urotensin-2 receptor 3. The transcript has a single exon. Gene Ontology annotation, cellular component: plasma membrane. Gene Ontology annotation, biological process: neuropeptide signaling pathway. The record is from RefSeq and is a predicted model, not a curated record. Gene Ontology annotation, molecular function: urotensin II receptor activity. Bases 1 to 1137 code for a protein of 378 amino acids. NCBI's taxonomy places the organism in Eukaryota, Metazoa, Chordata, Actinopteri, Perciformes, Eleginopidae.
AUGGACCUCUCAGGCUCUUUGCCUCCACCUUCCCCUUACACCUUCCCUAUUAUCCCCAAUAUCUCUGUGCCCUCCUCCCCUCCCUCCAUCUCCCCAUCACCCAGCGUUGCAUCCACAGCUCUCUUCUGCUCCCUCCUCUCCCUCCUCUCCUUGAUGGGCAUCACGGGAAACCUGUACACUAUGGGCCUUCUGUUGAGGCGCAGGAGAAGUAGGAGACGGGGAGCAGGACCGACCUGCUGCCUAAUGAGAGUACCUAUACCAUCAUGCCUCGCCAACUCCUCCCCGUCCUCCACCCCCAUCUCCUCUUCCUCUACCUCCUCUUCUCUUCACCUCCAGGUGCUGAGCCUUGCUCUUGCUGAUCUGCUCUACCUUUUCACCGCUCCCUUCAUCGUGUACGAUAGUCUGGCGUCCGGCUGGGCCUUUGGUGAGCCGGGCUGCCGCCUCCUCCUGAGCCUAGACCUCCUCACCAUGCACGCCUCCAUCUUCACUCUCACCGCCAUGAGUCUGGACCGCUACAGGGCUGUGGCACAUCCCCUGCACACCUCGUCCUCCAACUCCUCCGGCCUGCUGCGUGUGGGCCUUGCCUGGGGCCUGGCUGUGGCUCUGAGUUUGCCCAUGAUGAUCACACUGCACCUGGAGGAUGGGGAGAACCAGGAGGGCCAGCUGUGUGUGCCGGCCUGGGACGAGCAGAGCUCUAAGGCCUAUCUGAGCGUACUCUUCUGCACCAGCAUCCUUGGUCCUGGGCUGGCCAUUGGAGCACUUUAUGCAACUCUAGGCCGGCUUUACUGGGUGUCUCAGACCAGGCCAGCCUGGGCCAGUGGGGGCAGCACGGCUUGUCCUCCCCGUGCCCCCAAACCCAAAGUGCUGCUCCUCAUCCUGGGUAUUGUCCUGGCUUUCUGGGCCUGCUUCCUGCCUUUCUGGAUCUGGCAGCUGCUGCCUCUUUACAAGCCCGACAUGCUGCGGACAGUUCCAGUAGGGACGCAGGUGACAGUCAAUCGAAUCCUCACAGGACUGACAUAUGGGAACUCAUGUGUAAAUCCAUUCUUCUACACACUCUUGACUGGAAAACGAAGACGCAACCGGCAGACGCUGACAUCAGCAAAUCAGCUGUGCCGUAAGAGCAGUCCGAUGCAGUAG